Carlito syrichta (Philippine tarsier) is the source of this 5303-nucleotide messenger RNA. It is a transcript of the gene ZBTB33, whose product is annotated as zinc finger and BTB domain containing 33. Gene Ontology annotation, molecular function: RNA polymerase II cis-regulatory region sequence-specific DNA binding; protein binding; DNA-binding transcription factor activity, RNA polymerase II-specific. Bases 295 to 2340 code for a protein of 681 amino acids. Gene Ontology annotation, cellular component: nucleus. Gene Ontology annotation, biological process: regulation of transcription by RNA polymerase II. The record is from RefSeq and is a predicted model, not a curated record. NCBI's taxonomy places the organism in Eukaryota, Metazoa, Chordata, Mammalia, Primates, Tarsiidae. The transcript is spliced from 3 exons.
UUUGACUUCGGCGCUCGCCCCCGCGCUGUGCCCUCUGUCGGCGGCGUGGGGCAGCUGUAGCAGCGGUGGCGGCAGCCGCGUCGACGUCGACCAAGACUGGAGCGACAUUUAGAGAAGGGGCAGGAUCGCCUGGGAGUGCGGAUUCCUGUUGUUGGGGGACUCCCACCCUUCCUCGCGGCCCGAGGAGGAGAAGCGGCGGCGCCGGGAAGCAGCAUGUGUUGACUUCACUUGGCAUUCUCACAUUUCACCGCUGGAGAUUGUAAAGAUAGAGAGGUGUGGGGAAGGGACAAGAGGAUGAGAGAAAAGGGCAUGGAGAGUAGAAAACUGAUUUCUGCUACAGACAUCCAAUACUCUGGCAGUCUGCUGAACUCCUUGAAUGAACAACGUGGCCAUGGACUCUUCUGUGAUGUUACCGUUAUUGUGGAAGACCGAAAAUUCCGGGCCCACAAGAAUAUUCUUUCAGCUUCUAGUACUUACUUCCAUCAGCUCUUCUCCGUUGCCGGGCAAGUCGUUGAACUGAGCUUUAUAAGAGCAGAGAUCUUUGCAGAAAUUCUCAAUUAUAUCUAUAGUUCUAAAAUUGUUCGUGUUAGAUCAGAUUUGCUUGAUGAGUUAAUUAAAUCAGGGCAGUUAUUAGGAGUGAAAUUUAUAGCAGAGCUUGGUGUCCCAUUGUCACAGGUUAAAAGCAUCUCAGGUACAGCUCAGGAUGGUAAUGCUGAAGCCUUACCUCCUGGUUCUAGUGACAAGAACCUUGAAAUACAAAAAUCAAAAGAUGAAGCCCAAGAUAAUGGGGUUACUAUAAUGCCUAUUAUAACAGAGUCUUUUUCAUUAUCUGCCGAAGAUUAUGAAAUGAAAAAAAUCAUUGUUACUGAUUCUGAUUCUGAUGAUGAUGAUGAUGAUGAUGUCAUUUUCUGUUCUGAGAUUCUACCUGCAAAGGACACUUUGCCAAGUAAUAAUGCAGUAGCACAGGUACAGUCUAAUCCAGGCCCUGUUGCUAUUUCAGAUGUUGCACCUUGUGCUAGUAAUGACUCUCCCUCGUUAACAAAUAUCACACCUACUCAGAAACUUCCUACUCCUGUGAAUCAGGCAACUCUGAGCCAAACACAAGGAAGUGAAACAUUGCUGGUAUCUUCGGCUCCAACACAUCUAACUCCCAACAUUAUUUUGUUAAAUCAGACACCGCUUACUACACCACCAAAUAUCACUUCUUCACCUCCAAAUCAUAUGUCCUCUUCAAUCAAUUUGCUUGUGCAGAAUCAGCAAACACCAAACAGUGCUAUUUUAACAGGAAACAAGACCAACGAAGAGGAGGAGGAGGAAAUUAUCGAUGAUGAUGAUGACACUAUUAGCUCCAGUCCAGACUCAGCUGUCAGUAAUACAUCUUUGGUCCCACAGGCUGAUACCUACCAAAAUACCACUUUUGAUGGAUCAUUAAUACAGAAGAUGCAGAUUCCUACACUUCUGCAAGAGCCACUUUCCAAUUCUUUAAAAAUUUCAGAUAUAAUUACUAGAAACACUAAUGAUCCAGGCUUAGAAUCAAAACAUCUAAUGGAGGGUCAGAAGAUUAUCACUCUAGAUACAGCUACUGAAAUAGAAGGCUUAUCAACUGGUUGCAAGGUUUAUGCAAAUAUCGGUGAAGAUACGUAUGACAUUGUGAUCCCUGUCAAAGAUGACCCUGACGAAGGGGAAGCCAGACUUGAGAAUGAGAUACCAAAAACGUCUGGUGGUGAGACAGCAAACAAACGUAUGAAAGUAAAACAUGAUGAUCACUAUGAGUUAAUAGUAGAUGGAAGGGUCUAUUAUAUCUGUAUUGUAUGCAAAAGGUCAUAUGUCUGUCUGACAAGCUUGCGGAGACAUUUUAAUAUUCAUUCUUGGGAGAAGAAGUAUCCUUGCCGUUACUGUGAGAAGGUGUUUCCUCUUGCAGAGUAUCGCACAAAGCAUGAAAUUCAUCACACAGGGGAGCGAAGGUAUCAAUGUCUGGCCUGUGGGAAAUCUUUCAUCAACUAUCAGUUUAUGUCUUCACAUAUAAAGUCAGUUCACAGUCAAGAUCCUUCUGGGGACUCGAAGCUUUAUCGUUUACAUCCAUGUAGGUCUUUACAGAUCAGACAAUAUGCAUAUCUUUCUGAUAAGUCAAGCAGUAUGCCUGCAAUGAAGGAUGAUGGUGUUGGGUAUAAGGUUGAUGCUGGAAAAGAACCUCCAGUAGGGACCACCACAUCUACUCCUCAAAACAAGCCAAUGACCUGGGAAGAUAUUUUUAUUCAGCAGGAAAACGAUUCAAUUUUUAAACAGAAUGUAACAGAUGGCAGUACUGAGUUUGAAUUUAUAAUACCAGAAUCUUACUAAACUCCUUUGAAAUACCAGAAAGUUUUGGUUUGGAUUAAGGGGCAGGGAUUUCAGAAGACCUGUAAAACAAAUUAAGGUGCAAACAAGUUAUUUUGAUCUGCCACAUCAUCUGAAGGUAGUCUAGUGGAAUUAUUUGUUACUAAUUUUUAGAAGCAAAUUUUUCUGAAAGUUUGAGUAGAGAUUGAGAAGUUAUCCCUCCUGAGAAUCUGUUUAUAUAGUUAGUUUUUGACUCAUUUAAAGGAGGCAAAAAUAAAAAAACUUGGAGAGAGAGUUUUCUGAAUAGAAUUUGAAGCAGUCUGAAUGUUCUUUGAAAAAUAACUGGAGUUAUUAGCAUACCUUAGUACAUCUUAAAACUUUCCAUGUUAGCACUUUACUGCUGAAUUCCCAAUUUUCUUAACAUUGAGGCUAUAAAUGUGUGUUGUGUCUUGUAUAUGGCAUAAAAAGUAAACAAGAAUUUUUUAAAUUGCUCUGGAAAGUAUUAGAAUAAUCUCCACUUGGUUGUGUAUUCUACUAGUCCCAGAGGAUGGCAACCUCCUGCAGUCCUCCCUCCAUGAAAAUAUCCAUGCAGACAAAUCUCUCAUCUAAAGAACGAAUUAGAUUUAGCUAAUUAGAAUCCUUGCUUUUACUGCCAUAGCCUGCAAAAGACUUUGGUGGCUAGACCACUGUAUACUUUUGCAAUGUGGUCUCUGUGGGCAGAAAACUAAUGGAAAAGCAAAUCUCUGUAAUGCAGACAGAAGGAGAUGAAAAGUUCUGUCACACUUAAUUUUAAUUCUGUGCUCUUACAUGGUAGAGAAUGGAAUUGAAUGGAGAUGUCCUUUUUGCUUGUUAUGGUUAAAAAUAUUCUGAUGAAGAGUUUUCGAAUUUCAAAUCUGAAAGCCACCAAAUGAAUCUUUAAUUAUGUAUAAAUCUUUGUAAAUGAUAGAUUCCAUAGGUGAGACUUUUACAUAUUUUGGGCGGGAGGCUACUGGCAUAUAUUUUUAAAUGUUCAUAUUACUUAGAGUCUCCAAUAUGAAAUUUUUAUUUGAAAUAGUUGAAUCAGUGUGCUAGUAUUUUCCUUCAGGUUCCUUUUAGGUGUUUACCCCUUCUAAAAUAAAUUUUAUUCCAUCUGCAAAUUGCUGCAAUAUUAUAACAAUCAGAAACUACACAUGGAAUGUUUUAUAGGCUUGUCAAUUCCUGUUUAUCCUGACAACAAUAAAUACCACCUUUCUUCCUUUUAAAAUGACACAUGCUUAAACACUUAGAAAAUAAAGUCAAAACUUAUUAAAGCGCUAGUGUUAAAAGGAAGCAGAUUGGAACAAAUAUAUAGCCUAGCAUUUAUAACAAUUAACUUGUUGGACUUUUGUAAAUGACGUUUUUGCAAAGGAAAAAAAUUAAUAGAUAUUGGAAAAGAUUGUUGUGCAUAGUUAUUAGUCAUUUGUAACCUUGCUUAAGUAUUUCUUAGUUCAAAAUAGAUAUAUUCUUUCUCCUUACCAUGUAUUUUGGAAAAUAGUCUAUUUCUUGACUUUGAACUUAAAGCUUUAAUCAUAAUUUCUUAUGUAUACAUCAUUCUCCUGAUGGUAAGCUAGAUAAUGAUUUCAGUGUUUCUUAAAUUGGUAGCUGAGUGUAUCAGGCAUCCGUAUAUGCAAUAAUACAAGAAAAAAGAAAAUACAAUCCUUUGCUUACCAAGGGGGUAGAGUGAUGUGCAUUUAUCUGUUUUCUGCUCUGUAAGUCUAUACCUUCAAACCAUUUUGUAAACUAACCCUUGGGAAAUUUAAAAUGACCUUAUAACUUAAGGCUCUGUUAUCUCUGGAAUCACCAUAUCUGUUUCCUUUCUGUGUGGAUAUUAGUAACAUUACUCUUUGACUGUGGGGUGCACUCUAAAAUGUUCUCAGUGGAAAUUUGUUUGCAUUUCAUUAAUGCUAUUUCACCAGUUAGAUGUAAUUACUUCUACCAAUGUGAGUGAUACCAAUGCCAGCAGAGCUUUCAGACCUUUCAGACUCAACAGCUAGAUGCAUUAGUUUGUCAUAAUAAAACUUGGGUAGUUUCUACAAGCUAAUUAUGACAAACCAGGCAUUAAUUCUAUAAUGGAAAACUAUCCAUUCUGAGUAAUAUGGAUAUAAUUGUUUGCUGCUGCUGCUGUGCUCUGUAAAUUCUGAAUAUAAAAUUUAAAUUCUGUGCCUACUAAAGGUAUCUUCUGGAGUUUUUUGAGAGGAGGAGAACUGGAAAAUUAAUUUGUAUUUUUGCCAGAAGACUCUUACUUGCAUGUGUCUCAGGGUCUUCAGUUUUUCUAGAAGUUUCCAUAUCCAAAGUUCAGAGUUCAUGUUAAAUACUCCUUUGGGUCGAAAACCCUUCACUCCUGUUACUUAUUGGAUUGGAAAUCUGUAGCCAGAUGCUGCUGAGAAUUUACCACGAUGCUUUUCUAUCUUAUACUUAGUUUUCUGGCUGUUGAAAUUCUUUUUUUUCUUUGAAAUUGACUUCAAAUUUGCUCCUAUGGUAAAUUACUUGUAAAUAUUCUGGAUAGGAUCUAUUUGAAAUAGUAAUUUGUUAAAAGAAAUGACAAAAUGAAAAUGCUCAUACUAAGCAAAGAUUUUUAAAAGUCAUAGCAAUCUUGCAAGACUGAUUUAAAUAUAUAUUUUAGAUGAUUAUCAUUUUGAUGAUAACAAUCCCCCACAUACAACCACUAUGAAGAAAUGCCACAUUUUUUCCCAUUGUACCAAAGCGUUAAAACAAAUGGUAAACAUUGACCUCUAGGUAUUUUGUAUUGUCAAGGCAUGCAUAUUCUAAAUAAUUAAAUGCUAACUCAACAGCACUGGCUUCCUGGCCUCUGUCAGUCAUAUGAAACCUUGUUUAUUUCCCCCAAUACUGUAAUGUUCAUACUUGUACAAUCUUCCCUGUCAUGACUUUAAGUUCUACUUUUCAUUAACCAUUGCCUGAUACUAGUUCCUAGAGCUUCUUUCGGCAAAAAUAAAAUGUUUUAAUUCUGA